Molecule: messenger RNA, 1550 nt
Organism: Sinocyclocheilus grahami
Lineage: Eukaryota; Metazoa; Chordata; Actinopteri; Cypriniformes; Cyprinidae
Gene: prepl
Product: prolyl endopeptidase like
Exons: 11
Coding region: 230-1369 (379 amino acids)
Cellular component (GO): cytoskeleton; Golgi apparatus
Molecular function (GO): serine-type endopeptidase activity
Source: RefSeq, a predicted model, not a curated record
UAUCUCGCGUCUUUACACUGAGGGAUCCUCUCAGACCACAGCAGAGCUGUUUAAAGUCCAACUACAGAAACUUCGAGAUCAAGAGCAGCGUUUCAAAAGAAGAUUGCGUUCGGUUCAUAGGAAGUUUGCAGAUGUACCAGAAAAUUCUGAGUUCCAGGGACAGCAUCAUGUAUACUUUGAAGAUGGCAAAGGGAUUUACAGAUCGACUCUGGGACACGAUGAGCAGGAGAUGUUGGAGGUGUUCAAUGCAGAUUGGGGAGGAGGUGGAUAUGGAACCAUCCAGAGGGUCAGACUCUCUCCCUCAGAGACCAUGCUGGCCGUCACUGUAAAGAAAGACCACCACGAGGAGACCAGAUGUGUGUUGGUUCAUUUAGGUGGUCUCAUCCUUCGUCAAAAGGCCCUGCUGGUUUUAGACAAUGUGCUCAGCUUUGAAUGGGUCACAGAUGACGUCCUCUUCUACAGCACACAGGAGACUCUUCGGUGCCUACGCGUUUUCCGUCUUCAUCUCAGUGAUUCUGGUGUCCAAACCACCCUUGUCUAUGAAGAAAAGGAUCCAGAGUUCUUUGUGGAGGUCAGUCGUUCCAGAGACCAGAGGCUGGUGACCAUUAACUGCAGCAGUAAGAUCAGCUCUGAGGUGUGGUUUGUUGACAGCAAGACUCGGCUCUCAUUCCCCACCCUCAUCCAGUCCCGUCAGCCUGGACUGCUUUACCACGUGGAGCACUCAGACAACUACCUGUUCAUCCUGGCUAACACUGGAGCAAACCAGGAGUAUCAGCUGCUUAGGGCACCUUUAGCCUCUCCAUCCAAGCCACACUGGGUGCCAUUGUUCAGUGCUGUUCCAGGAACAGUCAUUAAAGAUAUGGAGCUGCUUCAGGAUCACUGUGUGUUCACAGUGAAGGAUUCACAGUGUCGACUUCAGAUCCAGACUCUUUCCACACAAGAGCCCUAUCAGUUAAACACUCACAAGCUUCCUCACUGGGCCUGUGAUUUAUCACUGCAGCGUGUUGGAACUGUGGACAGAGGGUCAUUUGGUUUCCUCCUGUCCUCCCCAGUGCACCCACCUGUACACUACCUCUAUUCCUCCAGAGAACAGAAGCUCUCCGUAACAGAGGACAACACCAAGUACAUGUCCCUCACUGAGUUUAACACAACACGCCUGCAGGCAGCCAGUCAGGAUGGUACAAUGGUGCCUUUGACUCUCCUCCACAUACCAGCAUUAUCUGAGCUGCAUAAGGCUCCACUGCUCCUGCAUGUUUAUGGAGCUUACGGUGUUGAUCUCAAUAUGGCCUUCAGUCCUGAGAAGAGACUGCUGCUGGAGGACGGCUGGGCUCUGGCCUACUGCCAUGUCAGCUUUACCCAUCCAUGCUGAUCACUGCAUACUCAGAGGACCGUAGAGUUCCUUUAUCUGGGGUCAUGAAGUAUGUGGAAAGACUAAAGAAGGCCAUCCAAAUGUAUAUCACUCGGGUUGGUGUUAACGCAGCACGUGUCCCAGCUGUCAUUCUGGACCUGCAGCCAGGAGGGGAUCACUUUGGCCCUGAGGAUUUUCAUCU